AUGAACCUCCUACAGAAAGGAAAUUAUAUCCUCCCGAAAUUAUUCGAUCCAGACAAAGUUUUCUUUCGCACCACUACUAUAGAGAAGAUCCUACCGCCCUGUGCUCCUGAGAACUCGGUCGAACUUUGUUUCUACUGUAUAGAAGGGCACGAAUGCGUCGAUCAUCCGAAUCGUCGUAAAAUGCGUAGCGGUAUUGACUGCUUCGCAGAUGACGACUUCAGGUUAGUAGACGAGCAUCACAUCAAAAAUCUCCACAAAAGUCCUGACGAAGAGGAAAUUGAUACAAAAGAAUGCAUUUUGGCAAAUGAUGAUAAAGAAGUAGAAGUCAAAAGGGAAGCAAGCAUUGAUUGUGGGCAUCAUCUAACAGUGGUGACAGCAACGAAAGGGAAGGCGAUGUCAAGUAGGAGACCAACAAAAUCGGGAGACCACUGUCAUCAAGAGGUCAUGACAGUCAGUGAGAUUCCUCGCAAAAGAUUCAGUCGAUUUCGCGAGAAGACCUUCGUCUGUGACGUAUGUGACGCAGCAUUCACACUAAAGCAGAAUGUGCAAUCACACCUGUUCAUCUAUCACAUGCAGAAAGAUGGCUCGUUGAAACAGCACACACGUCUAAUGUACAAGUGUGAUAAUUGUGAGAAGGUGAGCAUUGUUUUCAAUAGCCAACUCUUUCGGAACAUAAGGAAAGUCAAAUGUGGUUUGGAUCGACGAAUCUUAACCAAAAAUGGAGGAGCAGAAUGA
Necator americanus (New World hookworm) is the source of this 735-nucleotide messenger RNA. RefSeq lists its product as uncharacterized. The record is from RefSeq and is a predicted model, not a curated record. The coding region runs from base 1 to 735 and encodes 244 amino acids. Lineage: Eukaryota; Metazoa; Nematoda; Chromadorea; Rhabditida; Ancylostomatidae. The transcript is spliced from 5 exons.